GCAACGUUAACGUUACACGAUGAUGGGAACUAUGCGUCAAGAUUUCGGUGCUGCCGCCAUGGCGCUGGUUCCCCGUGGAAUGGACCCUCUCUACACGGCACUGUCCCUGUUCCGGAGACGGAAGUUCGAGGACUGUGUCACAGUCUGUACUAUGCUGCUGGAGAAGAAUCCAUAUGACCAGGCUGCGUGGACCCUGAAGAUGCGUGCGCUGACGGAGCAGCUGUAUGUGGAUGAGGUGGACGUGGAUGAGGAGGGGAUCGCUGAGAUGCUGAUGGACGAUAACGCCAUCGCUGAGGUCGCACGUCCAGGAACAUCCCUGAAAAAGCCUGGAACUUCAAGUGGUGGACCAAGUCCAGGUGUCCGCCCCACAUCCCAGUCAGGCCGCCCCCUGAGUGGGUUUGUGCGGCCGGGUACCCAGGGGGGUCGUCCAGGCACCAUGGAGCAGGCUAUCCGUACCCCCCGCACGGCACACACGGCUAGACCAGUCACAUCAGCAUCGGGAAGGUUCGUCAGACUGGGAACUGCUUCCAUGUUGUCCACUCCUGAUGGUCCCUUCAUCAACCUGGCUCGGCUCAACUUCCACAAGUAUGCAGCCAGACAGAGCCUGGCCAAGCCUCUGUUUGAGUACAUCUUCCACCAUGAGAAUGAUGUCAGGAAUGCUCUUGAGCUUGCAGCACUUGCUACAGAAGAGGCCCAGUUCAAAGACUGGUGGUGGAAAGUACAGCUGGCUAAAUGCUACUACAGACUUGGUUUGUUCCGUGAUGCUGAGCGUCAACUGAAGUCUGCUCUGGUUCAGCAGGUGAUGGUAGACACCUACCUGUACCUGUGUAAGGUGUACGUACGCAUGGACCAGCCUCUCACUGCCAUCGAAGUCUUCAGCCAGGGUCUGGAGCACUUCCCUGGGGAGGUCUCUCUCCUCACCGGCAUUGCAAGGAUAUAUGAUGGCCUGAAUGACAGCACCAACGCUGUGAAGUUCUACAAGGAGGUUCUACACCAUGAUAACACCCAUGUGGAGGCCAUCGCCUGUAUAGCCACACACCACUUCUACACAGACCAGCCUGAAAUAGCUCUCAGGUUCUUCAGACGGCUGCUACAGAUGGGUGUGUACAACUCUGAGCUGUUCUGUAACAUCGGCCUGUGCUGCUUCUACGCCCAGCAGUACGACAUGACGCUGAACUGCUUCGAGAGGGCGAUAGCGCUGGCUUCUGACGAGAACAUGGCUGAUAUCUGGUACAACAUUGGCCACGUGGCUCUGGGUAUUGGAGACAUUGCCCUGGCUUACCAGUGUUUUAAGCUGGCUCUGGCCUCCAACAAUGAUCACGCUGAGUCCUACAACAACCUGGGAGUGCUGGAGUGGAAGAAGGGCAGGGUGGAACAGGCCCGAGCAUUCUUCCAGACAGCCCAGAUGCUGGCCCCCAUCAUGUUUGAACCUCACUACAACUUUGCUGCUCUGUCAGAAAAGAUGGGAGAUCUCCAGAGUAGCUACAUUGCUGCCAGGAAGUCGGUGGAGUCCUUCCCGGAACACAUGGACUCCAACAGCCUCCUCAAACAGCUCAAGGACCACUUCGCCAUGUUGUGAUGAGGAGAGAACUGUUACCAUA
Molecule: messenger RNA, 1601 nt
Organism: Branchiostoma floridae (Florida lancelet)
Lineage: Eukaryota; Metazoa; Chordata; Leptocardii; Amphioxiformes; Branchiostomatidae
Product: tetratricopeptide repeat protein 8-like
Exons: 12
Coding region: 20-1579 (519 amino acids)
Biological process (GO): non-motile cilium assembly
Cellular component (GO): non-motile cilium; BBSome; ciliary basal body
Molecular function (GO): protein binding
Source: RefSeq, a predicted model, not a curated record